AUGUCGGGACAUGUGUCGCGGGGGAAGGGGCUGCCGGCGCCCAGCCCUCUUGCGGCGCGGCCUCUUCCGCAGGAGAGCCAACCUAGGAAGCCAGGGAGCAAGACCAGGCCGGGGAAGAAGGGGAGGAACGGUGCGCACGAAAAGAGAAAGCAACACGGGCCGCCACAGCUGGUUGGCAAGGAUGCAUCCAUUGCAAUGAUUGUGCUGCAUUCUGUUUCUGUGUCUUCCGCAGCCGAAAGGCAGAGGAAGGCUCACCAGCGCGAGCAAGCCCUGUGGAGCGCGAUAGAGGGCGUGGUCAAGUCCAGCAAAUCCAUGGACAACAAGGGGGGCGACCUGAGGAGAAUACUGCACGAGAACGACGACGUGACCGAUGACAUGAAAACCUACAUCGAGAAGCGGUUCAAAGGUAGAGUGCACAGAAGGCAGGAACGCAUCACGCAUUCAUGCCUUGAUCCAUCCAUCCGUCCCGGCAUGUGUUUGUCCUUUGUUUUGUGUGUGCAGGCUACGAGAGUGCGUCGCCCCUCAAGAGCCAACGCGAGGGCCCUGCUGCUCAGCUGCAGCAGGCUGGCGGCGCGUCUGCGACGGGGAAGCAUGGGCAGCAGGGCGGGGGGGGGCCGCGACCUCACAGACGGCUGUGGGAGUGGGAGCUACGGGUAGUGGCAGGGGGCGGGGGAGUAGUCCAGGUAUCCAUGGACACACAAUAGAAGAAAGUCACAUACACACUCAUUUCCCUUCUGCCACGUGGGUACGUGUGUGUGCAGGGUGGUGGUGUGUCUGGUGGCGCGGGCAGCAGCAGCAGCAGCAGCAGCGACGGUAACACACUGACUGGGGGAAUGGCUGACCUCAACAACGGGCAGUGCCGGAUGAAGAAGCACUGGAAGAUGCUGUGGCUCUUCACCGACAUAAUCAUCGUAUGCAAGCUCUGCCCGAAGUACGGCGAUGGGUAACACACCUGGAGGGAGGAAUGGAUGGAUGGGUGGGCGUAUCCUAGCCAUGGUGACACAUGUGACGUAUGUAUUGCGGUUCUCUUGUGUGCUUGUCAGGUUUCGUUGGUGCAUCAUUAUCUGGUGCCGUGUCGUCGUGGUGCCCAUCUGCCAGCUGAUCAGGGCGACCGGCCGUCAGCCUCGUAUCGUUGACGGCCGGGUCAACCUGUAUCAGCAGCACGGCAGAUGGUACAUCGAGAUGGAGAGCGGCGCCCCCUUCCUCAUCCCUGAGCGCUUCGCACUGCGGCCGAGAUCCACGAGCUGGAUCAGGAUGGGGAGGAGGCGCUGCUGCAACAGCUCGGGUACGACGUAAGUGUCUGAUGAUACACGAGCCAAAGUGAUGGAAGGGUGGAUACGAUCAUGUGUGUCUCCCUUAAUUAGAUACGGAGACACACUUCCGAUUGCUGCCUACGUUUUAUAUCUGACGGAUUCUCCAAGAUCGCACGACGCUUUCCUUUCUGAGCGAUCCCGACAUUGUUCCCCUGAGGAGUGUCGUUGGGAUUUCGCCAGUCACAAACCAUCAUAAUUCCUGCGGUGUUGGUUGGCCUCAGGUGAUGAUGGCGAGAUCAGUGUGUGACGAUCUUGGCCGAGGCGCGCGUUAGAUGCACCUGCGACGAUUGCGGUGCAUCGUCUGCUGUCGUGUUACCCCCAGUAAAGCGUCCAAGCCACAGCCAGUGAUAUCCUCCGCCACAGAGCGAGUGAGAGAAAGCCCUCUUGCCCCACCACCACCAACUCAACGAAGGAGCGUCGCCAUCAGCCCGUCUGAGCCACCAUCAUGGCGCCCCCCUCAGCCGACAAAGGAAAUCAGAACGUUCAUCAGAAAUCGUCAGGGCUACCGCACCCGCCACCCCGACGUCAUCCCGCAGGGGGUCAACAAGGCCGCCCCUGGACAGGCGCCACGGUGGGGAUUUGAGGGCUUCGCCAGCUACCUGAGGUGUUUGCCCACCUGCUGCACUUCAGCGCCCGGCAGCACUUCCAGAGCAUCCACAUCACCAUCCCACUGGAGGUGGUGCUGCCCCGGUUCUGCGAGUACGCCGACCUCACUCACCAGGUGCGGGUCACCGACCAGUGGAACAUCAAGUGGAUAUUUGCCGACAUGAUCAUUAUCAUCUGGUGGUUGAAAAGUCAUCGUCUGCAUCAUCAGUUGGGUCAAAUGCGUCCUCUCCCUCAACUACAAGCUGAUCAAGCAGCGGAAGGACGCCGUCCUCAAGGUCGUCAACGGGCGGGCAAUUCCCUUCGAGCAAGGCCUCUACUGGUACCUCCAGAUGGUCAAGAAGAACGGAGGCGGCCCGGCCCCUCCCCUCCGUCUGCCCCGCUGCUUCUGUGUCAUCGCCGAGCUCUUCCGCCUCACGCCCGUCGAGCGCUCGUUCGUCAAGGGCAACAACCUACCGGCGAGGGACGACAGCUCCAAGACCAACAACCAACAGGAGCUGCGGGACACGGCCAGAGAGAUGGUGGAAGCCAGCACCACCACCCACCCGGACCUCAAGGCCGUCAUCCAAGUGGUUUGACGAGUGGCCCCUGCCGUCCUGCCAAUUCUCAGACGAGAUCCGCGGCAAGUCCUACCUCAUCACCGACCCAGCCCACUGCAUACGGCAUCAAGGACGACACGGGUGCGGUGCCCGAGGGAUACGACCUGACUGCCCAUCACCUCGGGAUCAUCCUCAAGACGUAAGCAGCGAAGCGAGGGAGACACACACCACAUGCAUGCAGCGAUGACGUGAUGUGUCUAUCUUCCAUAGAUUUGAGAACCAGAACCCCAUCGACGAGGAGUGGGAGGACGAGGCGAUGGGGCUGUCCCACGCUCUGCAGCACCUGACGGACCGCAACGUCAUCGAGAUAGGACGGGGGAGAAGAGCCGCCAGCUGCAGAGCAGAGGGGUCGUCAGAACAACACACGGCACAGGUGUGCGGAGGGCAAUGUUUGUGUGCAUGAAUCCGUCUCUCUGUUCACAUGCAGAGCGAGGAAAAACUCUCAACCGACCAUGUGUGUCUCUCUUGUGUAUUCGCGGUCGUAAGUGUCGUGCUUGCACGAAUUUCACCUGGCGGGGCUUCUGCACCUGGAUCUGAACAACAUAAUGUUCCCUGAGAAGGCCCCGCUCCAGGUGAUGCCCGUAGACCUGACGGGCACAAGGGGGGGCAAUGACGCACGACCAUGGGCAGCUAUGCAAGGGAUAUCCGGUCUAUGUACGCCAUGAGGUUUACGAAAAGGUGACAGGCGGAAUCUUUGUUGACUACGUCCUCUACUAUUGGGCAGAUGCAGCCCCGCUUCCACGGCCGACACGCAAGCCCCAACAGCCUCAGGGGCAUCGAGCAGUCGCCCAGGUACGAAAGGGGAAAGCCAAAUGCACUCACAGAGAAGUCUCCCAUGUGUACGUAUGUGUGGUCCUUCAUGUCCGCAGGGACGACUUGUUUGCUGGUGUGAGGGCCGCCCUGAGCGUCAUAAUGACGCCGGCGUCGGCCUCGCCUGGCGCUCCGUGGGCCGCUGGGAGCAGAAGCACCUGCUGCCCGAUGACAACGAGGCCCACGAGGUGA
Vitrella brassicaformis is the source of this 3517-nucleotide messenger RNA. Lineage: Eukaryota; Vitrellaceae. The record is from the annotation of a GenBank genome assembly.